GGGACCCGCGGCCCCAGCAGCGCGGGCUCUGGAGGCGGCGCAGGGCGCGGCGGCCAGGCCACCCCUCCGCCCGGAGGCGGGGACGGCGGAGGCGCCCUCGGCCUCGACGUCGGGACCGCGCCGCCCGCGAUGGGAAGCGCCUUAUAAGCCUGUGGCCGCGCCACCCCGGAGAGCGCGCGGACCCCGGCCCCGGGCGGGCCCCUACCGAGCGGAUCUCCGGACAGGUUAAGGGAGGACCUCGGCCCGUCCCCGGCCUCGGGCGAACCCGGACUCUGGAGAAACCACGGAUCGCUCCAACUCUGGACAGACCUCGGACGGACCCCGGCCCGGGAUAGAUCCCGGCUGCAUUUGGCUCCCGGCCCCGGACGGACCCCACGCGGACCCCGGCCGCUGGCGGACCCCGGUCAGAUCCCGGAUCGCUCCGAUUCUGGACAGACCUCGGACGGACCCCGGCCCCGGAUAGACUCCGGCCGCGGGUGGACCCCGGACAGACCUUGGCCCGGAAUAGAUCCCGGCUGCAGACAGCUCCCGGCCCCGGACGGACCCCGCGCGGACCCCGGCCGCGGGUGGACCCCGGCCCGGGCGGGCGCGCCCCUGCCGGCUGGGGAUGCGCGGCCCGCGGCAUGGCCUCGGCGGUGUUUGAGGGCACGUCGCUCGUGAACAUGUUUGUGCGCGGCUGCUGGGUGAACGGCAUCCGCCGGCUCGUCGUCAGCCGGCGCGGCGACGAGGAGGAGUUCUUCGAGAUCCGCACCGAGUGGUCGGACCGCAGCGUGCUAUACCUGCACCGCAGCCUGGCCGACCUGGGCCGCCUGUGGCAGCGCCUCCGCGACGCCUUCCCGGAGGACCGGCCGGAGCUGGCGCGCGCGCCGCUGCGCCAAGGACUGGUCGCCAUAAAGGACGCCCAUGACAUCGAGACCAGGCUUAACGAGGUGGAGAAGCUUCUCAAGGCCAUCAUCAGCAUGCCUCGCAAGUACUCCAGGUCAGAAGUCGUGCUCACCUUCUUCGAAAGGUCGCCCCUGGAUCAGGUGUUAAAGAAUGACAACGUGCAUAAAAUUCAAUGUGGCUUUCAGAGUCCGGUGAAGAUCUCAGAAAUCAUGAGGUCCAAUGGAUUCUGCUUAGCAAAUACGGAAACGAUCGUUAUUGACCACAGUAUUCCGAACGGCAAAGACCAGCACGGGGCUGUGGACCCCACGGAGCACCUGUUUGAGGGCGGGGGCGAGCUCCCCGCUGAGCUGGAGGACGGGGACGACCCGGCGGCCUACGUCACCAACCUGUCUUACUAUCACCUGGUACCCUUCGAGACGGACAUUCUGGACUGAGCCCCCCCGGGCGCUUCCCCGCGCCCGCCCGGGACCUGCCACCUCGAGCCUGGACGGACCGCAAGUGCCUGCGAGACGGCCCGGUGCCCUUCGAGAUGGACAUUCUGGACUGAGCCCCCCGGGGCGCCUCCGCCUGCCCGCCCGGGACCUGCCCCCUCGAGCCUGGACGGCGGACCACAAGUGCCUGUGAGACGGCCCCGGCCAGGACUGGACACCCGGCCCUCCCCCGGGAGGGCACCCGGCCACCCUCCCCCACAUGACCCCCCUGGACCAGCACACAGGACGUUUCAAGUGAGACCUUGCCGGGUCCCCGGGUUCUGGACGACACAGGGGUGUUCUGUCACCCAGGUUUCUCGGGACCAGGAUGUGCGGCUUCCAGUCCUGCCUCCUACCUUCUUCCCAGAAGCUGUGGGCUUUGUGUCAGCCCAGGGGUGUUGGCGGAAGGUUGGUCGUGAGUGGGGUAUCGGCUGCGGGCACAGGGGACCUGCUGACCGGUGCCCACAUGGGGGACAAAGAGAGGAUGGAGCCCACCUGGCCUCCUGCGAGGGGUAAGGACGCUGGGGCCCUGGGCGGCCGGGGGCCAUUCCCCUGCCCAUCACCAAGCUCGCGAUGAUGCAGCCACCGCAUCAGCCUGAGAAGACGGGAGCUGGGAGGUCACCGAGUGUCCCUGGCGGGUCCCCCGCUGCCCUCAGGGAGGGUCUGGGUUCUGCGUGUUCAUCUCCUCACAGAGUCUACUAAUGACCAGAAUUUGCUCAUGUAAAUAGUAGUAAAUUAUUGAGAAUCCUAAUUCUUUUACACAAUCUGUUUUUUAAUCUAUUUUCAUGAAAUAAAACACAUUGCUCUCCUCUGA
Messenger RNA from Bubalus bubalis (water buffalo), 2169 nucleotides. RefSeq names its product PX domain containing 1 (gene PXDC1). Gene Ontology annotation, molecular function: phosphatidylinositol binding. The record is from RefSeq and is a predicted model, not a curated record. NCBI's taxonomy places the organism in Eukaryota, Metazoa, Chordata, Mammalia, Artiodactyla, Bovidae. The coding region runs from base 624 to 1319 and encodes 231 amino acids. The transcript has 5 exons.